This is a messenger RNA of Anopheles darlingi, 1126 nucleotides long. Its product is annotated as trypsin delta-like. The transcript is spliced from 3 exons. Bases 125 to 1015 code for a protein of 296 amino acids. Gene Ontology annotation, biological process: proteolysis. NCBI's taxonomy places the organism in Eukaryota, Metazoa, Arthropoda, Insecta, Diptera, Culicidae. The record is from RefSeq and is a predicted model, not a curated record. Gene Ontology annotation, molecular function: serine-type endopeptidase activity.
AGAACGAAAGAGACAAUGCAUCUGAAACCAGAUAUUCUUUUUUGAUAUAAAAUCGAGACCGAUCGGUCAUCCGUUCAUCAUAGUGUCUUGCAGUAGUAGUGAACCGUAGUAAGCAACGACGACGAUGAAGCAAAGUGUGAAGCUGAUCUUGUUGGCAGUCCUAUUCUGCGCGUAUUGUACCAAGGCGCAGGAUGAGGAGGCCGUCGAUCCAGGGAGUGAUGAGAUCUUCGGAAAUGGAACCACCCCGGCAGAUAAUCAUAGAGCAGGUCGUAUGAUCGGAGGAUCCGUAGUUUCAAUUACAGCCUAUCCGUUCGUGGUAACGGUGAUCGCAACUAGCAGCUCUGGUACACAGUUCUAUUUCGCCGGUGCUGUAAUAAGCAGCACCCGCGUCAUCACUGAUGCCUUUCUUUAUUAUUAUGCUAAAGCUGGCUACAAUUUUACUAUCCGCGCAGGGAGUGAUUAUCAAACUAAGGAGGGAACAGUUUUUCAAACACUAAGCUUUGUACCCCACAGCCAGUUCAACUCUUCGAACUAUGCGAACUAUGUUGCUAUUAUAACCAUUAAUGGCACCUUCGAUGGGGUUCCGAAUGUGCAACCCAUUGCCGUAGCUACCACUCCGCUUGAUCCAUCGGCACCGAAUCUCGCCAACUGCUUUCUACUUGGAUGGGGCAUGACCCAAUCUUUUGUACAAGCGGUUAAUCUGAAACAAGCCGAAUACAAACUCAUUACAGAUGCGGCAUGUGCGUCGACAUACUCUAACCUAGUUGAUUCCACACUAUGCGCUCAAUCGAUCACAGGCUUCGGUUGCUCCUAUGACGGUGGCAGUCCUUUGGUGUGCAACAACCAAUUGUAUGCAACGUUUGUGUUCGAUUCAUGCUCUUACAAGAACACACAAGCCGUUAAUAAGUUUGUAAAGCUACCAGCGGCUAGCGUCCAAUCAUUCCUGUCACCAAACCAGGCGGUAGUCAGCAGCCCAGCUACGCAGCCCAGGAAAAAUUACGUAUCGUGUCCCUGAAAAAUGUGCUAAAGAAAAAAGGAUGCCCAAGUCUCCUAACACACAGUGAGGGCACCUUGUAGCUACAUUCAAUAGCACAUGGUGAUCACCUGAUGGAGGUUGAACAGCUGA